AAACAUUCAAGUUCAAUUCAAAGUUAAAAUUCAAAUAAAUAAUAAUAAGAAAUAUUAGUUUUUAUUUUAUUGUGAUAAGACGAUUUGAUUGUUAUUUCAUUUAAGCAAUAUUAUUAAUCCAUAGCUGAAAAGUUAAUUUUACAGGCAGAAAAAUGAGUUCAGAUAAAUGCGGAAGAGUGACUUUAACAUCAUGUCUAGAUGGUUGUGUAAAAGAUCCCGAAAAUCCUAAUAAGAAAGUUCAAAUUCAAAAAUUUACGUGGAAAAAUAGUAACAAUGUUUCAGUUGAAGUUAUGAACUUUGGUGCAACCAUUACAAAAAUUUUAGUACCAGAUAAGUUUGGUAAUGUAGUUGACAUUGUUCAAGGUUUCGACAGUUUAGCCGGAUAUGAACAUAAAGAUAAUCCAUAUCAUGGAGCUACAAUGGGACGAGUUGCAAAUCGAAUUAGGGAUGGUAAAUUUCAAAUCAACGGUGAGACUUACAAUGUAUCCGUGAAUGUUCAAUCUUUUCACCUGCAUGGAGGUUUUGUAGGAUUUAAUAAGGUUAUAUGGAAACCGUACAUGGAGGGAUCUCGAUUAGUUUUAUCCUAUUUAUCAAAACAUGGUGAGGAAGGAUUUCCUGGUGAUGUUUUAGUUACUAUUCAAAUGGAAUUAAUGGAUACAAACGAAUUUGUGGUUAAUCAUUCUGCAGUAUCAAGUCUCCCAACGCCAAUAAACAUAGCAAAUCAUACAUACUUCAAUUUAGCGGGACAUGAUGCUGGACCUACUGAAUUGAUGAAGCAUCGGGUUACAAUAAAUUCGUAUCAAAUCUUAGAAACCGAUGAAUUAAAUAUACCUACUGGACGUAUUAAGGAUGUUAGUAAUACAGUUUACGAUUUACAAGCUCCAACAGCUAUUGGAUGUUCUUUGACUAAAUUAAGGAACACUUUAUGGGGUGGUUUUGAUAAUUGCUAUGUUAUACGAGGAUAUGAUCCAAAAAAGAAAGAUGAACUAACACCAAAAUUUGUGGCAAGUGUAAUUCAUCCACCCUCUGGACGAGUUUUGGAAGUAUAUUCUGAUCAACCAGGUGUUCAGUUUUAUUCAGCGAAUAAUUUACAAAAAGAUGAAAAUCUUUGUGAUAAGGAUUUAGCAGGUAAACAUCAUGGACCAUACGUACAAUAUAGUUCUUUCUGUUUAGAAACGGAGAACUUUCCAAAUGCCUGUAAUAUUAAAGGAAAAGGUAAAUCGGAGAACAAAGAAGGAAAUGAAUUGAUUGAAACAAGUGCGCCAAUUGGACUACAAGUGCCAUGUGUCCCAUGCAAACCCCCAGAUAUAUACAUUCGAGAAGAUGGAUUCGGUAUGUAUGUUCCAGCUACAGCUCGUGGUCAAAUACCAAUUCGAUUAUUCACAUGGUACAACCGUAAUCGUAUUACUGUAUCAGUUAUGAAUUAUGGUGCAACAAUUGUAAAAAUUAUGGCGCCUAAUCGAAAAGGAGUACCAGAAGAUAUUGUGAUGGGCUUUGAUACUUUCGAUGGUUAUCUUGAUACGAACAACCCAGGAUUUGGGGCAAUAAUUGGUCGUGUAUGUAAUAAAAUACGAGAAGGGCAGUUUGUAUUAGAUGGAAAAGUCAUAGAUGUGUCAAAAAAUUAUCAGAAUAAGCAUUUCAUCAAUGGUGGCCAAUGUGGUUUCGAUAAGGUUGUUUGGACGUCAAGAAUGGAAGGUGCAAAAGUAAUUAUGACUCAUUUGUCACAAGAAGAUGAUCAAGGUUUUCCUGGAGCAGUGUUAGUCACUGUUACCUUUGAAUUAACAGCGGAUAACAAGUUUAUUAUUGAUAUGCAAGCGACUUCCACUAAGCCAACACCAAUUAAUUUAACUAGCAAUAAUUAUUUUAAUUUAGCUGGCCAUCAAUCUGGAAUUGGUGCUUUAAAAAGUCACGUUGCAUUAAUCAAUGCUGACAGUUAUAUAAUAAAAGAUAACAGCGGUUUCCCAACUGGACAAAUUCGUACUGUAUCCAAUAAAAUUGUUGACUUGCAAAUACCAAAAUGUCUAAGUGUGGUAAUGCCACAUGUACCUGGUGAAACGUUCGAUCAUGAUUAUUGUUUAAAUCGUGGUAUUGAUCAACAUUUAACAUUUGCUGCACGAUUUGUUCACAAAGAAUCAGGGCGAGUAUUAGAAAUGUAUACAAAUCAACCUAGUGUAUAUUUUUCAACAUGUGGUGACCUGCCAUCUCCCUCUCCGUUGUUAAUGUAUAAAACACCAACACCGAACAUGAUUUGUUGUGGGAUGCAAGGAGCAGUUCCAUGUUCAAAGAUGGGUUACGAAUGUACCGGCGGCUUAACUUGUGAACCAGUUGGAUUAGAUGUUACUUGUUGUACUAUUGAUAAAACUCCUUGUGCUAAGCUAGGAUAUGAAUGUAAUUAUGGUGAACCUUGUGAGCCUUGUAUAAUGGCAAAUGCGAAUACCCCGUGUUGUGAAGGUGGAGUAUAUCCAUGUCCUAAGAUGGGUUUUGAAUGUAACAAAGGUAAACCGUGUGGUGGUACAGCAUAUGAAUAUAACUUGAAAAGUGGGCCAAUUAAAGGGAAAAACAACCAUUACUAUCAUAAAAAUGGUGCAUUUUGUAUAAAUAGUCAAAACUAUCCAGACGCUGUAAAUCACAGUAAUUUUCCCAAUUCCGUAAUGAAAUCUGGACAAACUUACCAACAUACUAUUGUUUAUAAAUUUUGGUUAAUGCGUAAUCCUUAA
Molecule: messenger RNA, 2717 nt
Organism: Chrysoperla carnea
Lineage: Eukaryota; Metazoa; Arthropoda; Insecta; Neuroptera; Chrysopidae
Exons: 16
Coding region: 153-2717 (854 amino acids)
Biological process (GO): beta-D-galactose catabolic process via UDP-galactose, Leloir pathway; glucose metabolic process
Molecular function (GO): aldose 1-epimerase activity; carbohydrate binding
Source: RefSeq, a predicted model, not a curated record